AUGUCGACUCUAUCCUCUCCGCGCCCAUCGAUUGCCUCUUCACGAGCCCCUUCUCCAGGGCCGCCGUCGUCCCGCCCCUCUCUCGAUGGCUUGAAUACCAACGUCAGCGGCGGGCUCAGCGCCGCUUUUACCCCGUCCACUGCACGAGCUCUCUCCCCCUCAUUCAACCCUCGGCGGAAUCGCAGUGCCCUCCGUGAUUACUAUAACCUCAAACCGCCCGGUGCGGAUCAAUCUGCCUCUAGGGAUGCGUCUCGCUCGCGCAGCGUUCCCCGAACCACCGAUGCCGGGAAUAUAUCCAACCCGUCCGCUUUGGCUUCGGGGACUGAGCUUGACAGUGCGGACUUCGACCCGCAUCGCUAUGUCGAGCAUCUCCUUUCUACGUCGACUCUAUCUACGGUGCUCAAGGCGGAGAAUACGCUUGUUGGAGAUAUCCGGACUCUCGACGGAGAACGGAAAGCACUCGUCUACGAUAAUUAUUCGAAGUUAAUCCGUGCUGUGGAGACCAUUGGCAAGAUGCGACGCAGUAUGGAUGAACGUGGUGCUCCCUUGACUAUGACAAAGACCUUGGGUCCGGCAAUUGCGUUCGUUGCUGAGACCGCUGGCGGACUUAUCAAGGAAGGGGAGGAGCAGCGGCGGCGAAUGAAAGAGGCCAAGACGGAAGACGGAGCUUCUGGAUUGAAGAAUGAGAAGGAUACUGUCCGAUGGGUGCUUGCUGCACCCCUGAGACUGGAGAAGCUCGUGGCGGAGGAUAGGCGGGAGGAUGCGGAGAAAGACUGGAAGGAGAUUCAGCACUUGCUUGACGCUUGGGGUGAGGUUAAGGGCGUUGCUGAGGUCCGGGAAUCGUGUAAAAAAGUGAUGAGCCAGGAAGGCAAUGACGAUUGA
Molecule: messenger RNA, 882 nt
Organism: Penicillium canescens
Lineage: Eukaryota; Fungi; Ascomycota; Eurotiomycetes; Eurotiales; Aspergillaceae
Product: COG1/VPS51 family protein
Exons: 1
Coding region: 1-882 (293 amino acids)
Biological process (GO): endocytic recycling; retrograde transport, endosome to Golgi; lysosomal transport
Cellular component (GO): GARP complex; EARP complex; membrane
Source: RefSeq, a predicted model, not a curated record